This is a messenger RNA of Mercenaria mercenaria, 3241 nucleotides long. RefSeq lists its product as uncharacterized. The transcript is spliced from 3 exons. NCBI's taxonomy places the organism in Eukaryota, Metazoa, Mollusca, Bivalvia, Venerida, Veneridae. The record is from RefSeq and is a predicted model, not a curated record. The coding region runs from base 169 to 531 and encodes 120 amino acids.
CUGCUCUACAAAGGAUAUCAGAUUGUUAUAGGAUUCACCCUCUUUACUGAACUCUUAGUUGCCGUGAAAGUAAGCCUCAAAAUCGAAUGCUGUGUUAAAACCUUCUUCAUCCCUUGCUGUGCUCGGGUUUGGGAAAGCUGCGUUUGUUGUGGAAAUUGUUGGUACGUUAUGGCUGGAAUCAGUGUUGCUCUCAAUUUACUUGGGAUUAUAUCAGUGUGUAGGGCAGUUCCAUUUAGUGAUAUGAUAGACUAUAUCAUCGGAUUCAGACUAGCAUUCGGAAAUCUGCUGUUAGGUUUUAUCAAGCUUACAGUUUGGACGUCUUAUUCAAUAUACAGGCGAAGUUGUUGUCCAGAUUCGGCAUAUUACCUUGGUUCAAGUCGAAGAUUAUCAGAUACAUAUAUCAAAACUACAAGAGUAACAACAGAAGUGACAAGAAGGAGAAGAGCAGAUGGUACAAUUAUUAGCGAAAAUAGACGGGAAGUAGGCAGAGAAGACCUUGGUACCAGAAAAGUAGACAUUUCCUGUGUUUAAAGUUAACUUUGUUGAAAUGAGAUCGAACUAUUUGUACAUAUGUAGCCUUACUGUAAACAUUUACGACCUUGAGAACACUCAAGUGCCAGAGGUAGCAAAUGUAAUGUUGGCGCAACAUUGCCGGAGUCGUUUAGUGAAUGUUCUCACGUUUACAUAUCUGAACCAAAGCUCUGAAUGAGACUCCACAUAAAUGUUAUAAGACAAGGGAAUUAUGUUGCUUCUUCUCGCAUAAACAUUUGUAUUUUAAUAAAACCUGCCUUUUUUGUAACGCUUCGAAUUCUGUUCCACGCAAUUAUUCAGAACAUGCGUGGACAUGUGACUACAGUAUUUAAUGUACUACCAGGCCCUGAUUUAACGAAAAUACUUAACUUUGUUAAUUGACUUAAAUACGUUAAUUUGCUUAAGAAAAGUAAAAACUUAAACAACGUAACACUCUUAAGCCAAUUUAAUGACUUAAGUAUAAUAACUUAACUUAUUACAUAUUCGGGAAAUCGGGACCAAAUAUCCUGAUAUAUAUAAUAUGCUUUAAAAACAACAAAAACAUUUUAGCUUAUCCACAUAUCUAAUAUGCUUUAAAAACAACAAAACAUUUCAGCUAAUACAUAAGAUUAUUUUAUUUCAAUGUUUUAUAAUAUCAAUGUCACCUAUGAAUUAUAAAUAUUAUAUUGUGAAAUACGAAGCAAACAUUAUCUGCAAAAAUUUGCCGAUUUCAAAUAUUGAAACUAUUGUUACGAAUAGGAUGGCACGUGAUUUGUACAAAACAGUUAUAAAACAAUGACGAUAUUACGCAUAAUUGCUUUUUUUUCACACACGUGCAUUUUUCCAAGACAUUUGAUUACAUGAAAAUGAGAUUUCAAAUAGAUAAGUCUAAAGUUCAGAAAAACUGAGUUUUUUUAUACAAAAUCAAAAAUAUACGUUGAUUUGAUAUCUUUGUAAAAAUGAGAACCGUUGCAAUGAUAUGUCGCUGUUAUUGGUUUUAUAGAUCUGCCUGUACGUUUGUAUAUGAAAAUACAGACAAAUCCUAUAUAUUCUCUGCUUUUAUCAGGGUAAUCUUCCAUGGCAAUGACAUCAUAUGGUCCCCAGGAAUCAGAGGGCGUUUUUGUUUCCUCCAGUAACUGGAAAUAUCAAUGAAAGGCAAAAUCAGAUUCUUAGAAGAGGAUGAAAAAUACGGGCUUUCAGUAAUUUUAACUGGGUCCCGGGCGUUAUUUCAAGCGUGACCGGGUACAUAUGUAGAACAGCCGAUCUUCGGCAAGAUAUAAUAGUGGCGAAUUCGACCUCAAUCACUCGAAGCGACUCAAACCAACAGCUUUAAGGGAAGAUUCGCCGUCCUUGAACACUCGGAUUCAAUUAAGAACCGAUGACAGAUAUAUAAGAACCUAAAUGUAACGUUGAUUGAAUUCGUCCAGGAAAUGUUAUAGAUAUUUUCUUUCUUUCUUUAAUAUCUUUUUAAGUGAUGGACUUCAUAAUUUCUAAAGAGUGUCCAGUCAGUAGGAAAAUGGUGUCCACAAAGUACUAUCAAGAAAAUAAUGUCUAAACAAUAACAUUUUGUAAAUUAAAUCGGGAUAGUCAUCAUAGGUCAAAUCAUUAACAAUAAUAACAGCAAAUUUUUUCCUAGUUACCUUUUUCGUGGAUCUUCCUGUUUUAAUCAAAUUGAGCACAAGGACGACAACAAUAGGUGAGAUAACGCCAGCCUACUGAACAAAAGACUGAAUCAAUACUACCUGUCAUAACAGACACAUGAAUUCCGUUUAAAAUAUUGUUUAGGUUUUACUUGAUUUACAAAUCUUCAAUACGUUCAAGGUCCCCUUGAUUGUAAAGAUUAAUAUACCUUGCUUAACACCAGGUACGUCCGCCGCCAUUUUGUUAUACGCCCACAGGGGGCGUAUUAUGGUAUGAGGCCGGUUUCCAUCCGUUCGUCCGUCCGUUAGUGCUAUUUCUUGUCCGCUCUGUAACCACUUUAAGGGUUUCGAAGAAACCUGAAACAAAUGUUCACCACAUCAAGACGACGUGCAUAGCGCAUGUUUUGGACGGCUCGCUUCAAGACCAAGAUUAUACUUAGGGGCCGAAUGUCAUAUAAUUACUUUUGUGUCCGCUCUGUAAUUCUUGAACUGCCUGAAGGAUUUUGAAGAAACUUGGCACAAAUAAUCCCCACAUCAAAACGACAAGCAGAACCAGAAUUCAUGUCUCGGAUGGCUACCUUUAAGGACAAGGUCACACUUAGGGGUCAAAGGUCAUGUGACUUUGUUUCAUGUCCGCUUUAUAACUCUUGGAACUGCUUGGAGAAUUUUAAAGAAACUUGGCACAAAUAUACACCACAUUGAGACGACGUGCAGAGCGCACCCGAGUUAACCUAACUAUUAAUAUUUCAAGAUACAUUUGGGCGUAUAUUGCUCCGCAUCGCGGUGCUCUUGUUUUAAAGUUUUUAACAAAGCGAUAAAUGCAUUAUAAAUAUGUGUCUAAUAAAUUCUUUUUGUUGGAUUUUACGUCGCACCGACACAUGAUAGGUCAUAUGGCGACUUUCCAGCUUUAAUGGUGGAGGAAGACCCCAGGUGCCCCUCCGUGCAUUAUUUCAUCACGAGCGGGCACCUGGGUAGGACCACCGACCUUCCGUAAGCCAGCUGGAUGGCUUCCUCACAUGUAGAAUUCAACGCCACGAGAGAGGCUCGAACCCACAUCGAUGUGGGGCAAGUGAUUUGAAGUCAGCGACCAU